CGGUAUUGAAGAGCCGUGUAUCUAUAAAUGGUAGUUUGUGGCUUUUUUUGCUGACUUGUAGUUUGCGGCGGGGGCGGUCGCCAGCAAGGGGUGGUCGCUUCUUUCAAGCACAAACCUAAUAUAUAACCCUCCUAAAUUGUGUGUGUGUGCUUUUAAAUCCAAAAAUAAUCAUGUUUCGACACGCCAUUCGCAAUGCAGCUGCCGGUACAGCACGACGCUCCUAUGCAACCAAAAGCAAGACAACCAAUCUGACGACCACACCACGAGUGCCAAUUACAGAAACAGCCUUGUCCGAUGGCAGUAUUUUCGUUACCCGCGAAUCACCCGUUGCACCCAAAGUCCAGGCCACUGCACCACCCCUUCGUGCCAACGCAAACAAACCGCAAUUAACCGCCGAACAAAUUAAUGAGAUGCGUCAAUUACGGCAACAGGAUCCUGCCACAUGGACUCGAAAGAAAUUAGCAGACAAGUUUGGCUGCUCAGAAUUGUUUGUCAGUAUCUCUGCUCCGACCGUCAAGCGUGCUGUCAAGGUCGAAUUGGAGGCAUCCAGCAAAGCUGGUUACAGACGUCAAUUGAUUAGAAAGAACCGCGAGAGAAGACGAGAGCUGUGGUAGACGAAGGUACCGAUUGUUUCUGCUCUCUUUAUCUUUUAUUUUGUAUACAUACACUUUUCGUCCUUUGUACAUCCUUCCCUUCACCUUAAAAAACGCAAACACACAAUACACGCAUAUACACACCACAUCUCUCGGCUCUUGUCACAAACACGUCUUUUAAAAUAUCACCAUUCCAAAAAUCGCAUUUAAAUAACAAAAAUUAAAGAGUACUAUGCUUAGCAUAUCUUGACC
This is a messenger RNA of Zychaea mexicana, 845 nucleotides long. RefSeq names its product mitochondrial ribosomal protein subunit L20-domain-containing protein. Gene Ontology annotation, molecular function: structural constituent of ribosome. Bases 171 to 614 code for a protein of 147 amino acids. The record is from RefSeq and is a predicted model, not a curated record. Lineage: Eukaryota; Fungi; Mucoromycota; Mucoromycetes; Mucorales; Lichtheimiaceae. The transcript has a single exon. Gene Ontology annotation, cellular component: mitochondrial large ribosomal subunit.